GUACCUUCGGAGACUGUUGUAGAGACAGAGGAUCCUAUCACUCAGCAAACAGAAUCGUCAACAUCUUCUGCAGGUAAUUCUUCAAACCCGCAGAAUGUUUUCUUUUGUCGAGUCUGCAAACUCUACUUCCGCACACGCGAACGCCUCCUACGACACGAGAAAAAGUCUGCAGUGCACAAUCGCAGACAGCUGAAUCGGUGCAAGCGCCUCAAGCUAUCCCCUGUUCCAGAAAACUCGCUUGGUCGACCAUGGGAGUGUAAAGAAUGCGGAUUGAUGUAUACUCGAAAACAUGGCUUGGAACGUCAUAUUGCCUUCGUUCAUCAUGGUGAAACGGCAUUUCGAUGUGAAUUUUGCAAUUUCCACGCACUGGAUCGAGCCAACUUCCGUCAGCACAUGUCUCGACAUUUUCAUCUCAAAAACUUCGCAUGUGAACACUGUGAUCAUCGUUGUAUCACGAAGCAAGAGCUGGAGGACCACGUUCGCUUCAAGCAUAGUGACAAACGCGAUUUCAAAUGUCCUGAUUGUGAAGCCACUUUCAAGACUCCAGGGACUUUGAGUCGUCAUCAAAAGACACACACCAACGUCUCCUACCUUUGCAAUCAAUGCAGUGCCUCCUUUAAUCGAAUGAGCAAUCUUAAACGCCACAAGGAGACCCUCCACUCUUCUUCAGCUGAGAAUAGACGCAAUCGAGGUAGACCUAAGAAAGAUGCGACUUCUCGGCAGAAACAAUUGCGUAAAGCGACUCCUAAUGAACAGCAGCAAGGCCCGCAGAAGGAGCAACACCAAGGGCAUCUGUCUGUAGUACAGGGGGCCAUCGAGGCAUCCGGACUUGAGUCGAUGUGGGAUUAUGAGGCGACGCGUAUUCAUUCUGCUUCCGAAGAUCAGCUUUGCACAACUGUUACCUCAACUGCGGUUAUCGAUCAACCAGUCUACCUUGUGACCUUUGAGACUGAGUCCGGAUGGAUUCCGGCUAGUAGUGUUGUCUCUGCAACUAAUCUAACCGAUGAAAGUCUCCCACUUCAUCUACCCCCUCCCUCUUCACAACUCCCCAAUCAGCCUCCUCCGCGUAGUGAUACAGUCCUCCCUUGUGUCUCGGACUUCUUUUCGUCCUUCCUAACUUCAGGUCCUACCACUGCAAGCAAUAACGUCCAGCACCAGUCGCCUUCCCAUCCUACCAAUGCAGAGAAUGUUCACCACCAAUCAGCACCAUCAAAUCACCAGCAUCACCACAUUUGGAGAUCUGAUGGAGAUAUGGUGGAUGAUCUUGCGAAUGGUUCGGCAGUCGGCACAGAUGAUCUAAUAUGUGACUUUCUAAAUUGCGAAGUCGUGACUGCUGAGGAGGACGUGGAGGCGUCUGGCUGUUCUGAAAAUGCUGGAACUAAUUUCUCGGUAGGGUAUCUAAUCGGUGGAGGAGCUGGUGGUAGUGGAAAUGGCAUUAUUGAACAAGGUGGAAGUCGGGCUGGGGAAGAAUUACACACAUUACCGACGUCUGAUUGUCUCUCUCUUGUUCCGAUUGUCACUACAGCCUUUGAAGACUCCUCAAGUGCUGGAAUUAAUAAUAACGCUCAAGUUCACGGAACGAGUGCCUUCCAUCCAUUUUGGACCUCAAUAUCAUCCAGCGGAUCUGCAGGGGAAUGUGCGGCAAAUGCUCAAUCAGGAAUCAUUCACGAGGGAUAUGAGGAAUUUGAACAGCACGAAAAUGAUAUGUGA
Molecule: messenger RNA, 1710 nt
Organism: Rodentolepis nana
Lineage: Eukaryota; Metazoa; Platyhelminthes; Cestoda; Cyclophyllidea; Hymenolepididae
Source: the annotation of a GenBank genome assembly